Molecule: messenger RNA, 2402 nt
Organism: Nicotiana attenuata
Lineage: Eukaryota; Viridiplantae; Streptophyta; Magnoliopsida; Solanales; Solanaceae
Product: dihydrolipoyllysine-residue acetyltransferase component 1 of pyruvate dehydrogenase complex, mitochondrial
Exons: 23
Coding region: 146-2080 (644 amino acids)
Biological process (GO): pyruvate decarboxylation to acetyl-CoA
Cellular component (GO): mitochondrion; pyruvate dehydrogenase complex
Molecular function (GO): acyltransferase activity
Source: RefSeq, a predicted model, not a curated record
UGGCUAGUAAGUCCUUUAGCGAGGCGAGAAGCCAAAAAAUUAGAAGAAAAAACAAGUUUGUGUGUAUUGAAUCAACAUAUUCAUAGCGGGAUACAAUAGGCAUAUAUACAGAAGUUGAAAGGAAGCGUGGAUCUGCGAACGAUCGAUGGCGCUUUCCAGACUUCGUCAUCCGGUGAUUCUCCGAGCUCCUUCUCUUCUCCGUGCUCGCCGUCUUCUCGCCGCCGGCCCAUCCAACUCUUCCACUUUCCGAUCCCUCCAUCAUGUUUCUGGGGCGCUGAAUCAAAUUCCUGAUGUGGAUGCUACGUCAUUAAGGCCUUUACAUUUCCGUCUGCUCAGUGGAGUCCACGACAUACCAUCUAAGUUACAGAGUGGUGUUCGGUAUCUAUCGUCAGCUGAGGCUCCUUUGCAUACAGAGGUGGCAAUGCCAGCUUUGUCCCCUACAAUGACUCAAGGUAAUAUAGCAAAGUGGAGAAAGAAAGAGGGGGACAAGAUUGAAGUGGGGGACAUACUAUGUGAGAUAGAGACUGAUAAAGCAACACUUGAGUUUGAAAGUCUUGAAGAAGGUUUCCUAGCAAAGAUAUUGGUCCCUGAAGGAACAAAAGAUGUACCAGUGGGACAGGCUAUAGCAAUUACGGUGGAAGAAGCAGAUGACAUACAAAAAGUCCCUGCUGCUGUUGGUGGUGCAUCAGAGGGUAAAAAUCAGGUAUCGUCUCAGACAGAUGCAGCAACAGGAGACAAGGUUCCAGAAGCCAGUCCUGUGAAUAUCAGCACAUCUGAACUUCCUCCUCAUUUGGUCCUUGAUAUGCCAGCUUUGUCCCCAACCAUGAGCCAAGGUAAUAUCGCUAAAUGGAGGAAAAAGGAAGGUGACAAGAUAGCGGUUGGUGAUGUUCUCUGUGAGAUAGAAACUGACAAAGCGACCCUCGAGUUUGAAAGUCUCGAAGAAGGAUUCUUGGCAAAAAUAGUGGCACCUGAAGGUUCAAAAGAUGUGGCUGUUGGGCAGCCUAUUGCAAUCACAGUUGAGGAUGAAAAUGAUAUUGAAGCAGUGAGGACAUCAAUCAGCAGCAACAAUAUCGUCAAGGAAGAAAAGGCGAUCCGUCAGGAUGCCACAGCUGAACCUAGAACUCAGACGACGGGUUUCAACAGAAUCAGUCCAGCUGCAAAGAUGUUAAUCAUGGAACAUGGGUUAGAUGCAUCAUCAAUUCCAGCAUCUGGUCCUCGUGGUACCCUGUUAAAGGGAGAUGUUCUCGCUGCAUUGAAGUCUGGAAAGGGAUCAACCAAAAUUUCAUCAAUUAAGAAGGCAACUUCAUCUCCCCCUAUGGUCGACCAACAAGCUACUCCAACAGAGUCACUUGGGUUGAAAUCUGAUGGACAACAAAAAGAUGCUUAUGAAGAUUUGCCCAAUAGUCAAAUUCGCAAGGUGAUAGCAGCAAGGUUAUUGGAAUCUAAGCAAUCUACCCCUCAUUUGUAUUUGUCCACAGAUGUUAUAUUGGACUCCCUUCUCUCCUUCAGAAAGGAGCUUAAAGAAAAGUAUGAUGUUAAAGUCUCGGUGAAUGACAUUGUCAUCAAAAUGGUUGCAACAGCAUUAAGAAAUGUACCAGAAGCAAAUGCUUACUGGGAUGUUGGAAAAGGAGAGGUGGUGUUUUCUGACUCUGUUGACAUAUCAGUUGCGGUUGCCACUGAAAAGGGCUUGAUGACACCAAUUAUCAGGAAUGCUGAUCAGAAAUCCAUAUCCUCGAUUUCUGCGGAGAUCAAGGAGCUUGCUGAAAAGGCACGGUCUGGGAAGCUUAAACCUAACGAAUACCAAGGUGGCACUUUCAGCAUCUCAAACUUGGGCAUGUUUCCAGUGGAUCGCUUUUGUGCAAUUAUCAACCCCCCUCAGGCUGGUAUACUUGCUGUUGGUAGGGGCAAUAAAGUUGUUGAAGCAGUGGUUGGCACUGACGGAAUUGAAAAGCCAGCUGUAGUUAACAAAAUGAGUUUGACUUUAUCUGCCGAUCAUCGCGUCUUUGAUGGAAAGGUUGGAGGUGCUUUCAUUUCGGCAUUGUCUUCUAACUUCAGUGACAUCAAGAGGCUUCUAGUGUAAUACAAUUGAAAUUUACUUUCAAGUCUGGGAACAAAAUAUCCUACAGGACAACCUGUGCAGGCGGCAUAGAUCUUUCAGAUUUGCCUUUUUCAGAUCUCAAGCUUUCUUGUAUUUACCCCAUUUUUGUUCUUGAGGAUCAGAAUGAUUUCAGGUCCAUAAAAUUGGACUAGUUCCAAUACGAGUGACACCACCAUUUCUUCGGUGAUAUUAUCGACAAAGCUUAUGACUAUGUCAUUCUCCUAUCUGCUUUUCCUGUAAAAGUUGUACAAUAAAGUGCCUCAGUAUUCUUUACCAAAAUAAAGAGCGGCUGAUUCUUUUUCCC